AUGAUAAACGCCGUUCUUGUCUUCAACAAUGCCGGCCAGCCUCGGCUCACCAAAUUCUAUACACAGCUUGAAACCAGCGUGCAACAACGCCUAAUCUCGGAGAUCUUCACCCUUGUGUCGAACCGUCCGAACUCGGCAUGUAACUUUCUUCCUCUUCCGCCUCUACUCGCGAGCAGCAGCAAGUCCUCCACGCCUACCACGCCUCACAAUGACACCCCAUCGCUCGUCACCUAUCGCCACUAUGCUACGCUAUACUUCAUCAUAAUAUCAACUUCUACCGAAUCACCGCUCGCCCUCUUGGACCUGAUCCAAGUCUUUGUGCAAGCGUUAGACGGCCUCUUCGAAAACGUUUGCGAGCUGGAUCUCAUCUUCAAUUUCGAGACCCUACAUGCGACGCUUGGCGAGCUAAUCGUAGGAGGCGUGGUCGUCGAGACGCAGCUUGAUAAAGUGAUAGAAGGAGUAAAGGCGCAAGGACGAGUUGCAAAGAGGCCAGUUAAUGAGGGCAAGUCUGGCUUAGGUUUGGGAGGAUUUGGACGGGGAGAAGGGGUCUGGGCUGGAAGAUGA
Molecule: messenger RNA, 564 nt
Organism: Westerdykella ornata
Lineage: Eukaryota; Fungi; Ascomycota; Dothideomycetes; Pleosporales; Sporormiaceae
Product: Adaptor protein complex sigma subunit
Exons: 3
Coding region: 1-564 (187 amino acids)
Biological process (GO): vesicle-mediated transport; protein transport
Cellular component (GO): intracellular membrane-bounded organelle
Source: RefSeq, a predicted model, not a curated record